Pistacia vera is the source of this 2813-nucleotide messenger RNA. Its product is annotated as auxin response factor 9. Gene Ontology annotation, cellular component: nucleus. NCBI's taxonomy places the organism in Eukaryota, Viridiplantae, Streptophyta, Magnoliopsida, Sapindales, Anacardiaceae. Gene Ontology annotation, molecular function: DNA binding; protein binding. The record is from RefSeq and is a predicted model, not a curated record. Bases 390 to 2459 code for a protein of 689 amino acids. The transcript is spliced from 14 exons. Gene Ontology annotation, biological process: regulation of DNA-templated transcription; response to hormone.
AGCAACGAAGUCGCGUAAUAUAAGACGCGCGCAAAGCGGUUUUUGCUGGAUUCUCUGUAACGGCGUUUUCGUGGAUUCUCUAUCAGUUUCAGAAGAGAGAGAGCGGUUUUACGAGCUCUGAAGGUGGUUUUGUAACGCUUUAGUGGUUUUCAGUUACGGUUUUUGGAUCUGGCGAUCGUUACAGAUUGAGUGUGUGUGUGAAGUGUGUGUUCAGGAAUCGAAAAAGUCUUAAGAGAGUUUGUUAUAAAAAUUCAUAUUAACUGCUCGUUAUUAAUUGAUUGUUAAUCAUAAUUAUCGAGUUUUAAUCACUCUAGUGAUUGUACGUAUAUAGGGAGCUAAAUUAGGUUGACAGAGAGUGUUUUUAUUUGACUUUCACGUUUGUUUCAACGAUGGCGAAUCGGGUCGGGUCGUUUUCGGAGCCGAGUAGUAAUAGUUCAGUUGGUUUGUACACCGAGCUAUGGAAGGCUUGUGCUGGGCCUUUAGUGGACGUGCCGAAGACUGGAGAGAGGGUCUAUUAUUUUCCACAAGGACACAUGGAACAAUUAGAGGCUUCGACAAAUCAGGAACCAAAUCAGCGAAUUCCGGUGUUCGCUCUUCCAUCGAAGAUUCUAUGUCGUGUUAUUAACAUUAAUCUACUGGCUGAGCAAGAAACAGAUGAGGUUUAUGCACAAAUUACUCUGCUGCCAGAAUCAAAACAAGAAGAACCGAUAACUCCUGAUCCAUGCCCUUCUGAAACUCCAAGGCCAACAGUUCACUCAUUCUGCAAGGUUUUAACUGCCUCUGAUACAAGCACCCAUGGUGGGUUUUCUGUUCUUCGGAAACAUGCUACUGAGUGUCUUCCUCCGCUGGACAUGAAUCAGCAAACCCCAACUCAGGAGUUGGUGGCCAAAGAUCUUCAUGGGUUUGAAUGGCGAUUUAAGCAUAUUUUCAGAGGUCAACCCAGGAGACAUUUGCUGACAACAGGAUGGAGUACAUUUGUUACUUCCAAGCGAUUAGUUGCUGGGGAUACCUUCGUAUUCUUGAGGGGGGAGAAUGGGGAACUAUGUGUUGGAGUAAGGCGUCUUGCUCAUCAACAGAGCAGCAUGCCAUCAUCUGUGAUUUCAAGCCAGAGCAUGCACUUAGGUGUGCUUGCUACUGCAUCUCAUGCUGUUGCAACCCGGACCCUCUUUGUUGUGUAUUAUAAGCCAAGGACCAGCCAAUUCAUCAUCAGCUUGAACAAGUACUUAGAGGCUGUUAACAAUAAAUUUGCCGUCGGCAUGAGAUUUAAGAUGAGGUUUGAGGGGGAGGAUUCUCCUGAGAGAAGGUUUUCGGGCACAAUUGUUGGAGUUGAAGACUUUUGUUCUCAAUGGAAAGAUUCAAAAUGGCGAUCACUGAAAGUUCAAUGGGAUGAGCCUGCAUCUAUUACAAGACCUGAUAGGGUUUCACCAUGGGACAUAGAACCCUUUGUGGCUUCAGUACCUUCUAAUCCUGCUCCACCAGUUUCAAUGAAGAACAAAAGGCCUCGACCACCUAUUGAAAUUCCAUCUCUUGAUUUGACUUCAACCGCAUCAGCUCCUUGGAAUUCUAGUCUGACGCAGUCCCAUGAUGUAACACAACUGAGUGUUACUGAAGGAAAAAGAAGUGAUAAUCAUGUCUCAUGGCAUAGUAAACAGACUGAUUUUAACAGUAAUAGCAACUCUUUGUCAAGAACUCAGACUGAUGGAGAGUGGCUAGCUUCCCCACAUGUCAGUUUUUCUCAACAGUUGUUUCCAGAUGCUGUGGAUGAUAAUAAAAAUGUUUCUGCUUGGCGUCCUAUCCAUGGCUAUUCAACUUCACACUCAUCAAAGGUCAACAAUGACUCAAUGCCUGACCUAGUUGAAAUAGGGAGGAAAACUGAGAUGGGUGCUAGCUGCCGAUUAUUUGGCAUCGAUCUCAUAAAUCAUUCUACGAGCUCUACUACAAUGGAAAAAGCAGCUGCUUCUAGUGUCACCACAGAAAGACACAAUCUCUGUACCCUGUCAGCAGGUGAUUCAGAUCAAAAAUCUGAUCUUUCAAAGACUUUUAGAGAAAAGAAACCUGAACAGGUACAGGUUUCACCAAAAGAGAUUCAGAGCAGGCAAAGUAGUUCUACAUCUACCAGAAGUCGCACCAAGGUUCAAAUGCAGGGGGUUGCUGUUGGUCGGGCGGUGGACUUGACCAUGUUGGAAGGGUAUGAUCAGCUUAUAGACGAGCUUGAGGAGAUGUUUGACAUAAAGGGACAGCUUCGCACUAGGAACAAGUGGGAAAUUGUUUAUACUGAUGAUGAAGGGGAUAUGAUGCUCGUGGGGGAUGAUCCGUGGGUUGAAUUCUGUAACAUGGUGAGAAGAAUUUUCAUAUGUUCAAGCCAAGAAGUAAAGAAAAUGAGUUCAGGAAGCAAACUUCCUAUGUCUUCCAUUGAAGGUGAAGGGAUUUUGCUAAGCUCAGAUUCAGCUGAAAACUGAAAGACAGAACCUUUCUUUUCUCCCCUUCUGUUUCUCCUUUUUGUCAAGUCAGUUUUUGUUGUUGUUGUUGUCAUCGUCUGUUGUUGGAAGUAAGGUUCGGUUUAUUUUCGGGCUCAAAGGUGGCUAAUUGAUAGCUCGUUUUUUGAAGCUAACUAUCAAAGGAAGACUGAAAGAAAAAUUGACUGGGUUUGCAGGACCAACAGGUCAUAAUGCUGUAGUGGGAGUUAGAUGAAACCGUAGGAGAUUAGCUUAUGUGAAUAUGUUGGGUGGGAAAGGAUAAAGGUCUCUGUUUAUUGUGGUUGUAAAUGUAAAUGUGCUUUGGCAUUUAAAAUCUUGGUAUUUAGUGAACUGAAA